AAGGUGCCCGCGAUGCCCGGCCCGGUGCCCGGAACAUGCAGGGCGCGGCGCGGCGCCCGGGGCGGACACGCCAGACUGUCCAGCUAAACACCCAGGGGAAGUUUGUCGGGGGGCUCCCUGCCUGGGGAGACGCGGCUCCCGGCUGCGGAUCGCCCCUGCCAGCGGGGAGUGCGGUGGUGUCUGCCCCGGGGCUCAAUGCACAACGGACCAGGUGUCCGGGAGGUGGCUGAUUAAGGGGAAGGUGGAGCGGGCUUUGAUCGUGUGAGCAGAGCGAGUGUUCCCAGGCUGCUGGGCAAGCAGAAUAAUUCUGCAAGAAGAAGAGAUUUUCUCCUUCCGUUCGCAGGAAAAUGGGAGCCGUUACUGCAGUGUGAGCAGUGUUUCUGAGUGACCAGCUAAGACCCCUGUGGGAGGAAGGAAAAAACCAGCAUGGAUGGGCUCCUAGAACAGACCAGUGUGCUAAUGCACGGGAAAAUCGCUGAAGCUGGGAAAAAGAAUGGCUUAAUUAACACCAGGAACUUAAUGGCGGAGAACAGAGAUGGCCUGGUCUCCGUGUACCCAGCCCCACAGUACCAGAGCCACAUUGUGGGCAAUCUCGCUGCUCAAAGCAGGAACGACCCGGUGCAGCAGCUGCUGGACCCCAAUACGCUCCAAGAGACGGUGGAGUCCUACUACCACCCCAACCUCAUCCUCUACUCGGAGAACGUGCUGCGCUCCUGGGGGGAGAGCGUGAGCGCCGAGUGCUGUGAGACGACCUUCAUCGAGGACCGCUCCCCCACCAAGGACAGCCUGGAGUACCCCGACAGCAAGUUCAUCGACCUCUCCGGCGACGACAUCAAGAUCCACACCCUCUCCUAUGACGUGGAGGAAGAUGAGGAUUUCCAGGAGCUGGAGAGCGACUACUCGAGUGACACAGAGAGUGAAGACAAUUUCCUCAUGAUGCCCCCAAGGGAUCAUCUCGGCCUCAGCGUAUUCUCCAUGCUCUGCUGCUUUUGGCCACUGGGGAUUGCUGCCUUUUAUUUGUCACACGAGACGAACAAAGCAGUGGCCAAGGGAGACUUCCACCAAGCAAGCUCCAGCUCCCGGCGAGCACUCUUCUUGGCCGUGCUGUCAAUCACGAUUGGAACUGGCAUCUAUGUGGGGGUUGCUGUGGCUCUGAUCGCCUACCUGUCCAAGAACAACCACUUGUGAGGCUCAGGAGAGAGGAAGAACCACCCGUGCAGCUCUCUGCAGUGCACAAAACCACAGCAGCUUGGACUGCAAUUUUCCAAGGCACCCAUGAGACACACGUGCUGGUGUUGGAUACUGGAAAGACAGGAAAGUGUGUUGAUGGUUUAUGAUGCACCAGUCCUGCAUCUUUUCAUCCUCCAACUCUUCUCUGUUUUACACAAUACUGUGUUUACAAGAAUCUAGCUCCUGCUGGUGACCUAGAACUUUGCCCCCGCCCCUGGUUUGCCCCGGCUUGCUCAUUAAUACGUUAGUCCACACUGCACUGAACUCUGCAGGAGCACACUCAGCCACUGGUUCUUAGAGGAGCGAGCCCUCAAAGGGGAAGUUUUUCUUUGGACAGUAGGACGCGUUUGCUGAAGGGUGAGAUUGAGGCCUCAGCAUAGAACAGUGUUGCCUAAUCUUCUUGCAUUCAGUAGGCUGCCAUAAGAGGAAAAAAGAGAAAACGAUUUUCCUUUCCUGCUUUUGUUUCAUUUUCAAAUGAAACUAAUGGGGCGAGGCCGUGCAUAGCGACAGCUAAGCACGAACACGCUCAGUGCACGGAACAUGAGGUUCGUCUAGCAUGGGCUCUGUUGUAAAAUUAAUCCUUCACGUCAGUCAUGCUGCAUGGGUGACGCUCCUGAGCCACGUACCGCAGUCAGGCAGCCUCCGCCUCCCUGCGGGGAUGAUGCAGCAGCUAAAGACGAGCAGCCCUUGGAAAUAUGUCCUGGGCACGCAGGGGACUAACAAAGGGAGAGAACACUUUGUAGCCCACCCUGGAGCAGACUCAGACAGAGAACAGCAAAGGAGGACACUCAAAUUCCUACAUCAUGGCACCCCAGCUCAUUCGUAGAAAUCAUUUUCUCACUGUGCUGUCCUGCCAGACAGCUGGACGGGUACACGGGAAAGGAACUAAGUGUUCUCCUCAUUUCACAAGAGGCUUAUUUGCUUUCUGACACCCCACCACCUUUUCCUUUUCAAAUCUCGCAUUCCUUUCCAGAGCGUGGGUUCAUUGGCGAGAGAUCUGUACAUAAUAAUGUCGGAACAUGGAUCAUUGCAAAUGGCUGUUUUAAUAUUCACUCAUUGGGGUUCUGUCAGCACCAUUUAUUUAUCGAAGAAGGCCCGUGAGGAUAAUUUGUUCCAAUUCUGUA
This is a messenger RNA of Caretta caretta (loggerhead turtle), 2354 nucleotides long. RefSeq names its product synapse differentiation inducing 1 (gene SYNDIG1). The record is from RefSeq and is a predicted model, not a curated record. Gene Ontology annotation, cellular component: excitatory synapse; synaptic vesicle membrane; postsynaptic density membrane. NCBI's taxonomy places the organism in Eukaryota, Metazoa, Chordata, Testudines, Cheloniidae. Gene Ontology annotation, biological process: positive regulation of synapse assembly; synaptic vesicle clustering.